This is a messenger RNA of Thermochaetoides thermophila DSM 1495, 1674 nucleotides long. RefSeq lists its product as uncharacterized. Gene Ontology annotation, biological process: transmembrane transport. NCBI's taxonomy places the organism in Eukaryota, Fungi, Ascomycota, Sordariomycetes, Sordariales, Chaetomiaceae. Gene Ontology annotation, molecular function: transmembrane transporter activity. Gene Ontology annotation, cellular component: membrane. The transcript has 7 exons. Bases 1 to 1674 code for a protein of 557 amino acids. The record is from RefSeq and is a predicted model, not a curated record.
AUGGGGCAGCCAUCAUUUCCGGCGUCUAACGCCCUUAUUUACUCAACUUAUGGCGCUUUCCUCAUUGUGGGCACGGGUGUGGCCUGGAGGUUCAGGAACCAGUCUAAGGGCGAGUUCUUAGCUGGCAACCGGACUCAGACGGCUCUGCCGCUCGCCCUGAACUUCAUUGCCUCUGGUUCGUACCCCGACCUCAUCGACACUCCACCCCUUCGCUUCCCAUGCCUACUGCGUGAUCUAGCUUUCUGCUUUCUACAGUGGCAGCGCCAAACUCUCGGGUCCGGUAUCCUCUUCGCCUAUCCACAGCUUGGGACUCUGGCUGGCGUUCAAGGAGUGGUUGUCUAUGCCUUAGCCUCUGGCCUGCCGCUGCUGGCGUUCGCAACACUGGGCCCCAUAAUCCGACGCAAAUGUCCUCAGGGAUUUGUGCUCACCGAGUGGACCAGACAGCGUUAUGGAACAAUCACUGCCUUAUAUCUCAGCUUCAUGACGCUUGUCACUCUUUUCCUGUACAUGGUCUCUGAGUUGUCGGCUAUUGGUCAAGUUGUCAAUCUGCUCACCGGCCUUGAUGGACUGCCUGUCUUGAUUGUCGAGUGUCUGGUUACCACUAUCUACACCUCUCUUGGAGGGUUCAAGAUCUCCUUCUUCACCGACAACAUCCAGGGAGCUAUGGUGCUCGGUCUCAUCAUCAUCGCCACCAUCACCAUCGGCGUUGAGACCAAAAUCGACACAGGCUUGAUCGAGUCAUCCGGGCUUACCAAAGGGAACCUCCUUGGCUGGCAACUCCUGUACAUCCUGCCAGUUGCCAUCUUGACGAACGACUUCUUCCUGUCUCAAUUCUGGCUCCGUACCUUUGCUUCCAAAACCGACCGUGACCUCUGGCUCGGCAUCUCCGCCGCGGUCGUCGCUAUCAUUAUCAUUGUCACCCUCGUUGGCUCGACCGGCCUGAUUGCCGCCUGGUCUGGCGUCUGGCCCGGCCCCCCGGACAACCCGGUUGACGGCUCAGUCGCAUUCUUCGCCCUGCUCCAACAGCUGCCCAGCUGGGUUGUCGGCAUCGUACUUGUCAUGUCCGUCACGCUCAGCACGGCUGCAUUCGACUCCUUCCAGUCGGCCAUGGUUACCUCCGCGUCGACCGACCUUUUCCGCAAUAAGCUCAGCAUCUGGUGGAUUCGAGCUGGUGUGGUGCUCACCAUGAUACCCGUUGUGGUGAUCGCUAUUCGAGCGCCGUCUAUCCUGCAAAUUUACCUCAUCUCGGAUCUGGUCUCUGCCGCAACCAUUCCUGUGCUUAUCCUUGGCCUCUCGGAUGCCUGCUACUGGUGGCGUGGCUUUGAGGUGGUUGUUGGUGGGCUUGGAGGUCUCUUUACCGUAUUCCUGUUCGGAACGGUCUACUACGGCGAUGUCAAGUCCGGUGCAGAGCUGAUGCUGCUCCAACAGGGUCUGUUUACCGGUGACUGGGGCUGCUUCGGCGCCUUUGUCGCAGCGCCGAUCGGAGGGCUUCUUUGGGGGUUCGGCGCGUUGGCUUUGAGGCUGGGUAUCCAGUACACUAGGGCAAAGCUUCAGGGGAAGAGGUUCGAUUCUCUGGAUCGCCCGGUGUCUCUUGAUGAGGAGGGUCAUGGCUGGGAAACGGAAAGCUCAUCUGAUAAUCCUGGGAUUGCUGAGACCACGGGCAAGUUCUUCUAA